UCGGGUCACGGUCACUGAGUUUAGGCGUGUGUGUCCCAUCCUGCUCACAAGUCUGGAGACCGGAUGACUCGAACCUUCGACACAACCUGUGCACGACGUGUUCCUGUAAAGCCGUUGGGGGAAAAUCCUAAAAUAAAGAAAACAAUCUGACGAAACAGUGACUGCAAACAGGAACACUACAGCCUCUCAUCCACCAGGUGGUGCAGUUGUGCCACAGCGGCACGGAAACAGACGAAGAAGCAGAUUGUCGCUAUUAGCUUUGUUUGCAACUUUACCAAAUAAACAGUGAAAGUCAGACGCAUCCGCAAGUCUCAGCGUUGGGUAUUUUCAGAAGGUGAUGGGCUUAUAGGAAAGAGAUGCAAAGAUGUCAGCGGACACAAAGAUCGCAGAGCUGCUCACCGAACUGCACCAGCUCAUCAAGCAGACUCAGGAGGAACGCUCCCGCAGUGAACACAACCUGCUAAAUGUUCAGAAGACACACGAGAGGAUGCAGACAGAGAACAAAACUUCUCCGUACUACCGCACCAAGCUGAGGGGACUGUACACCACCGCCAAAGCAGACGCAGAGGCCGAGUGCGGGAUCCUGCGACACUCCCUGGACAAGAUCGCUGAGAUCAAGUCUCUGCUGGAGGAGCGCCGCAUCGCUGCGAAGAUGGCGGGCGUCUACAGCGACAGCGACCCCCCUCGGAAGACCAUGAGACGUGGUGUUCUGAUGACGCUGUUGCAACAGUCGGCUAUGACUCUUCCUCUGUGGAUCGGCAAACCUGGAGAGAGCCCUCCUCCUCUGUGCGGAGCGACGCCUGCAAGCGGCGACUACGUGGCCAAGCAGGGUGACAAGGUGGCGGCACGGGUGAAGGCGGUGGACGGCGAUGAGCAGUGGAUCCUGGCCGAGGUGGUCAGCUACAGCCAUGCCACCAACAAGUAUGAGGUGGAUGACAUCGACGAGGAAGGCAAAGAGAGACACACACUGAGCAGACGCAGGAUUAUCCCUCUUCCCCAGUGGAAGGCAAACCCAGAGACCGACCCAGAAUCUCUGUUCAGUAAAGACCAGCUGGUUCUGGCUCUGUACCCCCAGACGACCUGCUUCUACCGAGCGCUCAUACACACUCCCCCCAAUCGGCCACAGGACGACUACUCGGUGUUGUUCGAGGACACUUCGUACGCUGACGGUUACUCUCCGCCUCUCAACGUGGCGCAGCGCUAUGUCGUUGCCUGCAAAGAGAACAAGAAGAAGUGAAGGUGGAAGAGGAGACAUGUCGACCGGAACUGCUGUGUGGUGUGAAAUAAAAGUAUUCAGAUGAAGUGUCAACAAGUGAAUUAGUAAAACUGGAGUCUCAAAGUUCACCACCUGAAGAACGACAGGCUCUGGAGCGUUGGCCAUUUUCAUAUUUAUAUUGUUACGUGAAAGAAAAGUGUGUUUUCAGCUGGAGACCACCAUCUUGAAUAAAAUGUUC
Molecule: messenger RNA, 1454 nt
Organism: Synchiropus splendidus (mandarinfish)
Lineage: Eukaryota; Metazoa; Chordata; Actinopteri; Syngnathiformes; Callionymidae
Gene: sgf29
Product: SAGA complex associated factor 29
Exons: 11
Coding region: 365-1237 (290 amino acids)
Cellular component (GO): SAGA complex
Source: RefSeq, a predicted model, not a curated record